GUCAACUGAAAAACUGAAAAAGAGUUUCGAAGAGAUGGGAUUUUGCUUUUCGUGCUUUGGUGGUGGAGAAACAGAGAAGAGUAGAGAAGAAGAUCGGUUAGCUUCUGAAGAAGCUCGAUCAAGAGCUGCUGAAGCUGCCCACAAAAGGCAAGAGGAUUUUGAGAAGUCAGCUGCAGGAAGAGCUGCUAAAGCGCAAAUGACAGCAAUGGCAAAGCAAUCUGCUGCGCCUAAAACUGGUGAACCAGUUCUCAAGUGGCAAAUGGGAUGAAGUUAAAGAGAAUCAACUGUGUAAAUUACUGUUCAUUGAUAUUUAUACGAGGGUGUUUGAUUGUAUGUAUAUUGAUAUUCGUGGAAGAGUAGUGUUGGUGUCUCGAUGCAUCUCCAAUAAAGUUGCUACCUCCGCUUUCAGGAGAUGUAUAUUCCAAGGAUUUGAUAUAGUUCUAAUGAAUCUUCCCCUUUAAACCUGAAUAAUACACAGUUGAGUUGGUAUCUUAUGUUCCUCUUACUCUUGUGUGCAUAUUUGCUGAAAGCUUGAAACAGAAUGUUUUUAGUUCAUUGAUGGGUAACUGAUUUUGCAGUUGCCAGAUUCAAGUUGUAAAGUUCUUUUGUUUUCUUUUCAUCGGUUUGUAGGAAGUUGUAAAGAUGUUACAAUAUCAUGACAGACUAAUCUUGUCGAGGAAAUUUUGUGGGCAAA
This is a messenger RNA of Papaver somniferum (opium poppy), 694 nucleotides long. RefSeq lists its product as uncharacterized. The transcript is spliced from 4 exons. The coding region runs from base 35 to 268 and encodes 77 amino acids. NCBI's taxonomy places the organism in Eukaryota, Viridiplantae, Streptophyta, Magnoliopsida, Ranunculales, Papaveraceae. The record is from RefSeq and is a predicted model, not a curated record.